Molecule: messenger RNA, 2798 nt
Organism: Triticum aestivum (bread wheat)
Lineage: Eukaryota; Viridiplantae; Streptophyta; Magnoliopsida; Poales; Poaceae
Product: heavy metal-associated isoprenylated plant protein 23
Exons: 2
Coding region: 2087-2569 (160 amino acids)
Molecular function (GO): metal ion binding
Source: RefSeq, a predicted model, not a curated record
AGCUCAUCAAACCCAUCUUCACCACAACCAAUCACCACCGGCGGCGGCGAGCACUCUACACCGAUCACCACCGCCAACCGCCUCUUACACGGCAAGCAAAACCAUCACGGCACCACGCGCCGUCAUGGCAGCCCCGCACCCACCGCCAAGAGCGGCACCGCCGCGCCGCCAUCCUCCCUCCUCGCUGCCGUAGCCAACGCGCCGCAACGCCGCCCACAGCCCGCCGAAGUCGAGGUUGACCACCACGCAGCAGAUCCGGGGCAGCCUCGCCCGGAUCCGCGCCCCGAACGCCGCCGGGACCCGCCGUAGGAGCACCAACAAGCUGGGAACACCUCGAGCCGCUCUCCCACCGGCCGCCACACACCAGAUCCGCCGGAGCCCCGCCCGUCCCGUGCGACGCCGCCGCGUCGCCGUCCUUUUCCGUGGCACGCCGCCACCGCCACGGACCUGCAGCUCCCGGCCGGAACCGCCACGUCCCGACCAGCCUGCCACCCGCGGUGGCCCGCCGCAGCAGCCACCGGCCGCGCCAGAUCUGGGCUCGGGCCCCAGACCCGCGCGCGUCCACACUGCAGCGCCAAUGGAGCUCGCCGGUGCGCCACAUCACCCCCGCCACCGCGUUCCUGGUAUUGACGAUGUAUACUUAGAGCUUAGAGAUUCCCCUACUCUACUCUUCCGAAAUGUCAAUGGCGGAGUAGGAAGACCAACGUCUAGCUUGCAACAUAUCCUUCGUGAGCACACGACAAUGUACCACAAGCCGACCUAGAAAUAUGCAAUUAUUAUUUUUAGAUGGGCAUUCCAAGUGGCCACCUGGAUAACAAAAAUUGUCAACAAAAACUUCUAUGUUAUCGUCACAUCAUGCCGAUACGAUAGCACAAGAGUUCCAUACCAAGCCUUUCAGAGCUUUGUCGUUCACUUGUUUUUUGUGCAUAAUGCCCGUGAUUUAAUUUGGAGGAUAGAUGAAAACAUCUCGAGUUUUAUAGCAAAAUUACAAAAUGGCGAACGCCUUAUCUCAAAUGAAGAAACACAAUGAGCAUCUUAUUCAGGCAGAAGUGUCAUUAGAAAAUCCAAGACCUGACAUGCAAAUUAAGGAUAUGGUUAUCCUAAACGCAACGAGUACCAAUAAUGAUGGAGUCUAUGAGCAAUGAGUGAACCACUUCUGGCAGCAUGCAUGCCGGGCAUGGCCAAGAGGAGUUUAUUUGCCCCAAAGGUUUCAGUGAAUUGAGGGACAUGCUGUAUGCAAGAUGGAACAUAAGGAACACAAUGCAAUGCAAUGCAAUCAUAAGGAACACACCACCGCGCAAUUCUCGCAGCCCCGUAAAGUUGCUGACAAAUGUUUAAGUAGACGACGAGUAUCUACGUAGUCACUUGUUGAAAUGCCUAGAAAGACAAGUAUUUAGGAUAUUGCAUGAAGAAAACUAGUGUAACUGAGAAACAAGCUAGCCAUGCACGCGAGAAGAAAUGGAUCAGGAGGCGCCCGGCACACGGUACGUCUCCACUUGCUUAGCGCGGGGGAGAAACGUUACUGAUAACAAUGGCCGGUUUCGGGCUCCCGGCCUAGCUUUAUGCCCUAUCUUUACAUUACAAGUCCAUAUAUAUUUCUGAAGUCGGUUGGGGUCGACCGGAGGGAUUCAGCAAAAGGUACAGUGCGAGCACCAACCACCAAGGCAGGCAGGUACGGCGAGGGGCAAGGUAUCUUGGGAAGCUUCUGGCGGGCAUCAGAAAAAUACGGAGGCGGGCAGACGGCCGGCCGGCUCGCCGCUAGCUGUGCAACAAAACAAAGCAAAACAGAUUCCGGAAAGCAGGCAGCUUUGGUAAGGCUUUGCUGGGUAGAGUACCGCCUUGCCACAAAGCCACCCAACAACUGCCAAGGGCCUAUAUAUAUAGGGACAGACACCAACCCAUCUUGUGUCCAUCAAGUCUCCAGCCAUCUCAUUUGUAGCUAAGCUUUGGUGAAGUUGUGCUGUCAGUGCGACUGUGUGACCAACUGAUUCAGGAAGAGAGCAGAGCCUGAUUCGUCCGGUCCUUGGGUGUUUUCUUGACUCUGUUUCUUGUUGCUUUCCUUGACAAGACAAAUUGGACUGAGAGGAUGGGUGUGGGCGGCACUCUGGACUACUUGUCCGAGCUUCUCGGCGGCGGCGGCCGGCGCCGGAGCUACAAGCAGAAGAGGAAGCAGUUCCAGACGGUGGAGCUCAAGGUCAGGAUGGACUGCGACGGCUGCGAGCUCAAAGUCAGGAACGCCCUCUCCGGCAUGAAAGGGGUGCAGUCGGUGGAGAUCAACCGGAAGCAGUACAAGGUGACGGUGCAGGGGUUCGUGGAGCCGCACAAGGUGGUGAAGCGGGUGCAGGCCACCGGGAAGAAGGCCGAGAUCUGGCCAUACAUCCCCUACAACCUCGUGGCGCACCCCUACGCCGCGCAGACCUACGACAAGAAGGCGCCCCCGGGCUACGUGCGCAAGGUGGACGCCGUCAUGCCCGUCGCCAGCUACGGCGGCCCCGGCGCCGGCGCGCAGGAGGAGCGGCUCACCACCAUGUUCAGCGACGACAACCCCAACGCCUGCUCCGUCAUGUGAGAACCUCCGUGAAGCGAGAGACGUCGAUCGAGCUCGAGGUCAUGUGUUCUUGGUGGCGGUGACAUGUAUGUAUGUGGCUCCAGACAGAGUGUAUGGCAUGCGUGUGCUGUUUAGAUUGUAAAUUAAGAGGAGAGUAAAGAGCGUAUAUAUGUUCGGAUUAGUCUUUGUUUUUCAGGUUUCUGUCUGAUGCAUGUGUGCUGGAAUCUCAACCUUUUUUGAUCUUUUGCAC